AACUGAGGCCAGGGUAGUCACUUUCGUUUCCUUAUAACUUAAGUUAUUUUAGUUCGUUUCUGAACUCGUACAAGAAAGAUGUUCUUAACCAGCUGUCAAUCCACGUAGUUUGCAGUCGACUGCGCAUUGGCAUUGCUGAAUUGUGCCGAUCAAUUUGGCGCAUAUUCUUCAUAGAGUUCCCCCUCAAGACUUCCUGGUUACUGCACUGAAACAGCCACCAGAUGGCAGAGGCAAUAGUGGAGGAAAAUGUAUACCGCGAAGCUGAGAUUCCCGAGGCCCCUCGCAAUGGAAUUCUGGAGGAGCCAGGACAAGCAGCCGAGGCCAACAUCCAGGAGCAGGUGGAAGAAUUCCUUGGCCCUCACCCAGACUAUGAUGAAGAGGAGGAGGAGAGGAAGUACUACCGGAGGAAGAAGUGGGGCGUGGUGAAAAAUGUGGCUGGGGCGAGUGUAGCCGGCAUGAUCAUAUACAGCGUGUAUUUGGGCCUGUUACAAAUGCAGCUGAUUCUGCACUAUGAUGAGACCUACAGAGAGGUGAAGUACGGCACCUUGGGCCUGGAGGACAUUGACAACAAGAUGCUGAUGGGCAUUAAUGUCACACCCAUCAUCGGCCUCCUGUACACCCCUGUGCUUAUCAGGUUUCUGGGCACAAAGUGGAUGAUGUUUUUGGCUUCUGGAAUCUAUGCUCUUUUCGUUUCGACCAAUUACUGGGAGCGAUACUACACCCUGGUACCAUCAGCGGUUGCUAUUGGUGCAGCUAUAGUUCCACUAUGGGCUUCUCUCGGGAACUAUAUCACAAGAAUGGCCCAGCAAUACUAUGAAUUCAAAAACUACAAGGAGGAGCACGUUCAGGAGCAGAAGAAGCCGCCUAAAGGGGCCUACAACCGCUACAUCGUAAUCUUCCAGACCGUCUUCUACAUCAUCUUCCAUCUCUCCUUUGUCUUUGCUGAGUUCCCCAUGGCCUUCUUCCUCAAUUACCAUCUGCAUGAGCCCAGUCAUGUCCUCUACAACGUCAAGACCUGUGGUGCUACUAGCCAUGGCAUAAUCCCAGACCUGAACAAGACGGUGUUGUCCAACUUGCCUCGUUCCCUGGUGCUGAUAGAAGUGGAGAGCGUCCUCAUGGGAGCUGCCUUUCUAGCCAUGGUCAUUUUGCUGGUGCUGUGCGGAGCUGCCUACCGGCCCACGGAGGAGAUCGACCUGCGCAGCAUCGGCUGGGGCAACAUCUUCCAGCUGCCCUUCAAGCACCUGCGUGACUACCGCCUGCGCCUGCUGUGCCCCUUCUUCAUCUACUCAGGGUUCGAGAUGCUCUUCGCCAUCAAUGGGAUCAUACUGUCGUAUGGUGUGUGCUCGGUGGGCCUGAAGAGCCUGUGGCUGCUGGUGCUGGUGUACGGCCUGUCCUCCUCCAUCUGCUCCCUGCUGUCGCUCAGCCUGCUGAGGGUGCCGCGCCACUUCACCCUGCUAGGGGGCGCCGUGCUGCAUAUGGGCAUCAUCGUGGCGCUCAUGUGCUGGUCUCCAAAGCCCCAGAACAAGGAGGUCAUGAAGGACGCGCCAGGCCCAAUGCCCUGGCUGCUGUUGCUGAUCGCCCUGUGGGGCCUGGGCACCGCGCUGAACAAGACCAGCCUCAGCACUAUACUUGGUAUGCUGUAUGAGGACAAAGAAAGACUGGACUUUGUCUUCACCAUCUAUCACUGGUGUCAAGCCAUAGCAAUCUUCAUAGUUUACCUGUGGUCAAACCUGGCAAUGCGGGCGAAGCUGUCCAUCCUCCUCCUCACGUUGCUCCUGGCGAUGUUCUGCUACUGGCGCAUGGAGCGCAAGCUGGCCAAAAAGGAUCAGCCCCGGCUGCCUCGCAUUCCACGACCACGGCACAAGGUGAAGGGCUACCGCUAUCUGGAGGAGGAGAACUCGGACGAGUCGGACUCGGAGUUCAGCGGCGACGAGGAGCACGAGGACGGCCAUGAUGAUGAGGAGGGACACGGCACGGAGGAAGAGGAGGUGCUGGCCGAAGCCGUCGUCAGACCGGACGGAGACGCCGUGUCCAUCGGCUCCCAGGAUGCACCUGUGCCGCGUGGUCGUCGACGGCGCCAUGACGACGCCUAUGAGCAGGCAGGUGUCGGAGAAGAGUACGCUCAGCGCAUGUGACACAGGAAAUAGAGGCAGGAAUAGCAUCACAGGACCAAGAUAGGAAGGAAACCAUUAGGAGGGAAAAUGUAAAGGGAAAGGUUGACCUAUUUUUUUAAAAGCAUGCUGAAGUGGAAACUGAUGUGAGAGUUGCAGUGGAGAAGUGAAGACCGUGGUUCUUUGAAACAGGAAGUCUAAAAGGAGAAGUAAAGCAAGACAGGUGCACAGGGAGGAUUGUUUCCAUGGUGAUGCUUGAACCUCAUUUAAGUUUUUCAGAGGUUGUGGUAAUAUGUUCCUUCUCCAGAAAGUUUCUGAAGUGUGUGUACACUUUUGUCCGUGAUGUGUAAAUCAAGGUUUGACAUUUCACAUAUUUGUAUAUGUUGCUUCUUCUGAAAAUACAUUUUAGUGUUGUGGGUAUCGACGGUACAUGAUCAUUUUUAUAUUUUUUUAUGCUGAAGUUGUUUUGAAUGAUAAUUGAUCUGAAAUAAAAUGAUGUAAUUUAUGCAUAAUAGUGAAAUAUUCUCUUUUGUAGUUGUUCGUAAAAUUACAAACACUCAGUAAAGAAAAGUUAAAUGCAGUAUUCAUUCAGUCAUAUCAAUAUUUAAUAGGACAACUAAAAUCUAGUGUAAAACAUACAGUCACACGUAAACACACAAAUAAAAUCAC
Engraulis encrasicolus (European anchovy) is the source of this 2780-nucleotide messenger RNA. It is a transcript of the gene unc93b1, whose product is annotated as unc-93 homolog B1, TLR signaling regulator. NCBI's taxonomy places the organism in Eukaryota, Metazoa, Chordata, Actinopteri, Clupeiformes, Engraulidae. The record is from RefSeq and is a predicted model, not a curated record. Gene Ontology annotation, cellular component: lysosome; endosome. Gene Ontology annotation, biological process: toll-like receptor signaling pathway; intracellular protein transport; toll-like receptor 3 signaling pathway. The transcript is spliced from 13 exons. Bases 222 to 2135 code for a protein of 637 amino acids. Gene Ontology annotation, molecular function: Toll-like receptor binding.